Messenger RNA from Odontomachus brunneus, 2304 nucleotides. RefSeq lists its product as uncharacterized. The record is from RefSeq and is a predicted model, not a curated record. Bases 528 to 1322 code for a protein of 264 amino acids. Lineage: Eukaryota; Metazoa; Arthropoda; Insecta; Hymenoptera; Formicidae. The transcript has 6 exons.
CUUCCUUCAACGCACACAAUCCGUUGAUAGUUGUGCGAAGGCUCUCUUCUACGCGAUCGUCGUCCGCCGCGGACAGUCGGAGCAAACGUGCUUUUCGAACUGUAAGGGUCUUUGCACGAAGAAAAAUUUUAACCGUGGACGUAACGCGGGUGACACCAAACGCUAACUGGUGGAUGCCGGUACCAACCGCGAAUCUGCGGGAUUGAGAAUUCGCAGACGCGAGUUGAAGUGUCGCCGAGAGAGCGAGGGUUACGACGCCGAGAGGGAGCCGUGGACGUGCGAGAGGAUGUUAGAAGGCGAGGACAACGAACGGUUGAGGACGAGCCAUCCUUUCCUGUAGGUAGUGGAGACUAUUCGCACGCGACGGGAUUUGGGCCCAGGUUAGUCUGCUCCAGACCAGCAAGCAGAUAAUGUCGCUCUUGUGCCCAAAAGGACUUAGUAUACCCUCGAUGUUAGAAUUUUCGGAAAUGUAAAGAUGUCGUAUAAUUUACGCAACCGUAACCUCGUUGGUGAGAUGUUGCAAAUGGAUGCAGAGGAACAUCUAUUUGGUGGAGAGCCAAAUAGAUUCUGAUGAUGCUGAUUAUGAGGUGAUGGAAGAGUCGGAUAAAGCUUCCAGUGAUUCAUCUUUGCAUAUUGAUCCAGAAGAUUUGCAAGAAGGAGUGAGGUCUGAACGAGCAACGUCUUCGGGUGCACGUGGUCGGCCAAGGAGCAAAUUGCGCGGGAAAAACAACUACGCUUGGUCAACGAAUUUGCCUGUUCUCACUUCAGAUCGUUUUAUCCCUCCAGAGGAGAUAAUAAUCCCACAGCCAAUCGGAGCGGCUAGCGCACUCACUAACAUCGAAGAUUUUUGGAAUUUGUUAUUCGAUGACAGCAUUUUAAAUACUAUCGUCAAUAGUACAAAUAAAAUUAUUGAAGAUUUAAUAGUACAGAGAAUUGCCGAAGAAAGAAGUGUUGAAACUGAGCAUCAUUGGCUAGAUUUAAAUGAAUUUGAAGCUUUUUUGGCAAUUUUGUACCAUAUGGCUCUAUGGAAGUCGUCAAAUGUCGAUGACAAUAUGUUCUGGAGCUCUGAAAAUGGUGUUUCUUUUUAUAGGGCUGUCAUACCGAGAAAACGUUUUAGUUUUAUUUCUAACUGCCUACGUUUUGAUGACAAAGAAACGAGAGAUCGAAGCGAUAAACUGGCUCCAGUUCGACAAAUUUGGGACAAAUUUAUUUUCAAUUGCCAACAGUACUAUAAACCACAUUCUUAUUGUACAGUUGAUGAGCAGCUUUUAGGCUUCAGAGGGCGAUUCAUUCAAAAUGUUUAUCAAAUCAAAACCAGAUAAAUGGUAUACCUUACAUUGGCAAAACGACUGUAACUGAAGGAGUAGAGUCAAUUCCUGAAUACUUCUUCAGAAAAGUUACAGAAUCCAUUCAUGGAACUGGACGAACUGUUACAUGUGAUAACUGGUUCACCUCAGUACCUCUAAUUGAAAGGAUGAAAGGCGAACCAUUCAAACUCUCUAUUACAGGCACUAUUAGGAAAAAUAAGAGAGAACUUCCUUUAGAAAUGAAGAUUGCGGGAAAAAGUCCUCCUGAAAGUAAGUUUUGCCAUUCAAAGACUGGAGUGACAUUAGUAUCUUUUACGCCAAAAAAACAUAAAGUGGUUUUACUCGUGUCGUCAUAUAUUUCGUCCACUAAGAUUGUCGAUGGAAAACCAGAAAUAAUACUUCAUUACAACUCAACAAAAGGCGGAACUGAUACGUUUGAUCAGUUGUGUCACUCACACACGGUGAGCAGAAGAACAAAUCGCUGGCCCAUGCGUUUUUUCCUGGGAAUGUUGGAUCAAGCUGCCGUUAAUGCUCGCAUUUUGGCUCAAUGCCAGUCAGUAAGAAGAGGAGAAAAUAAAGUAACAUCUGUCCAAGAGUGCCUUUCUCGAUUAAAAAUGUUUCUUGUCAAGCCCUAUCUUCAAGAAAGGUAUUGCAUGGUUUCACUUCGCAAGUCUUUGAAAGCUGGUAUAGCAAUGAUACUUGGGAUCGAUGAAUUGCGGCAAGAAGCAUCUGAAGAUCAAAAGUUACCUUCUCGUAAGCGCUGUGAUCUGUGUCCCAGACAUAAAGAUACUAAAACGACAAUACAAUGCUUAUCGUGCUAUCGUCCAAUGUAUAAUAAUCAUUGCAUGUAUCUUUGCAUUGAUUGUGGGGAUAGGCAGGAGUAAAAUAGUUCGCAAAUUUGUAAUUUAAAUUUUUCUUUUACUUUUUUAUAAUAAAAUAAACAUUCUGUAAUUUUUUAAGUGUUUUUAUGCCGAAAUAAAUUCAUUUUUUCAUUAAA